AUUCCCUCAUACAUCCGCCUGGCGCUACACGUAAACAAAGCAACGCUGCUGUUUGAAAGAAAAAGAAGGAGAGAGAGAGUGCAAAAGUUUUGAGGACUUUUUUUCUCCAUCUCUUCAGGAAGUUUUCAUUUCAGGACAAUCAUCUGCUAAACCAACAGGCUCUGCAGCUCUUUGAAAUGGAUGAUAUCCAGGUUGUCCAGUCUAAACCCCUGCUGGUUGACAGGGAGCUGCCGGGCUUGAGAGAGGCUGUGCAGCAGCUUGUGACCAAGGAGCACGAUGUGGAGACUCCUAAUGGAAGAUUUCAUUGCACAAUGAAGGGGGUUCCCAAGGGGGACAGACCAGUCAUUCUCACCUUCCAUGACGUUGGCCUGAACUACAAAACCUGCUGGAACACGCUCUUCGACCAUGAGGACAUGGCGGAAAUCAUGCAGCACUUUGCUGUGUGUCACGUCGAUGCCCCGGGGCAGCAUGAAGGCGCAAACACCUUUUCCGCUGGAUAUGAGUACCCUUCUAUGGACCAACUCGCGGAGUCUCUCCCACUGGUCUUAAAGCAUUUUGGCCUGAAAAGUGUCAUUGGCAUGGGCAUGGGAGCCGGGGCCUACAUUCUGACCAGAUUUGCUCUGGACUACCCAAAUAUGGUAGAAGGCCUUGUUCUCAUCAACAUCAACUCGUGUGCUGAGGGAUGGAUGGACUGGGCUGCACACAAGAUCAGUGGCUGGACCCACGCCGAGCCCGACAUGAUCAUCACCCACCUGUUUGGAAAGGAGGAAAUCCACCACAACCAUGAUCUAAUCGCCACAUACCGCCACCACAUCAUGAAUGACAUGAACCUGUUUAACCUGCAUCUCUUUGUCAAGUCCUAUGAAAGUCGGAGGGAUCUGGAAAUUGAGAGGCCAGUCCCUGGAAGCAAUGCCAGAACCCUCAAGUGCCCUUCUCUGCUGGUGGUUGGCGAUAGCUCUCCUGCCGUGGAGGCCGUGGUUGAGUGCAACACUAAGCUGGACCCCACAAAGGCCACCCUUCUUAAGAUGGCCGACUGCGGUGGCAUGCCCCAGGUUGACCAGCCUGGCAAGCUGACCGAGGCGUUCAAGUACUUCAUUCAGGGCAUGGGAUACAUGCCUGCAGCCAGCAUGACCCGCCUUGUUCGCUCCCGCACUGCCUCUGGCUCUAGCGUCACCUCGUUCGACGGCAACCGCUCCCGCUCCCACACCAGCGAGGGAAACCGCUCCCGCUCCCACACCAACGAGGGCAGCCGCAGCCGCAGCCACACGGCCGAGAAUCCGCACGGCCGCUCCCACACAGACAGCUCCAUGGACACCACGGCCAACAACAACGUGGACCAAGGUGUUAGCAAGUCCGCCGAAGUGUCCUGCUAAAUGACCCUCCACUCAGCAGACAUCCAAACCUCUCAAGGAUCCCCUUCAGUCUGUGCUGCGCUACCUCUAAUUCACACCUGGCCCAUGUACCUGGAAUUGUUUAAAAGAGAGUAAAAGAAAAGAAAUUAAAAAACGCACAAUACACACUCACCUGCAGAUUUCUCAGUGCAGAUGAGUUGCCCUAGUUUGGAAAUAUGUUUGAGUAAGGAGGUUGAGGUCGUGUUUAUUGAUUGCAAGCAGAAAAUGUUUGGGGCCAAAGUGUAAUUGGAGGCAACGCAGCAUUUGGGGACAUCGAAGCAGAGAAUGUCGGAGAAAGCUGUGGCUAAGAGUACAAAGAGUACACCAGCUUGUAAUAUAUCCCUCAUAAUCUUGCAUACAAAAAAAAAUUAACCUCCACUUCAUCUUUCCCUCCAACCUCAUUUUUUUUGUCCAUUUUUACCCUACUGACACAGCUUUCUCAAAUUUACCCGACUGUAAA
Oreochromis niloticus (Nile tilapia) is the source of this 1851-nucleotide messenger RNA. It is a transcript of the gene ndrg1a, whose product is annotated as N-myc downstream regulated 1a. The transcript is spliced from 16 exons. Bases 177 to 1373 code for a protein of 398 amino acids. The record is from RefSeq and is a predicted model, not a curated record. Lineage: Eukaryota; Metazoa; Chordata; Actinopteri; Cichliformes; Cichlidae.